AUGCAAUUCUCAACCGUCUUCAGCCUCACAGCCUUUGUCGCUUCCGCCCUGGCCCUUCCAACCGGCACAAACCCAUCUCCAUAUGGAACCAUUAUCUUCAAAGGAGCUGCCAACGCUCAAUAUACCCUCAGUGUCCCUCUCGAUGGCUCCGAGACCUUCACCCACAACGCCCUCUCCAUCUCUUCCCUAACCUCCACCGACAUCAACGUCCCUGCCCAAUGCACCCUCAAGACCGUCGACUACACCCCCGCUCUAGUCGAAGGUCCCGCCCGCACUUGGGUCGUCGGUCCUCCCCAAACCGUCAUCUCCAUCACCUGCACCAACGGCUCCACUCCACCUCCAAACAGCAUCACCAUCGAGUUCCAAGGCGCAGACCCAUCUCUCGGCGCCAAAUACUUCGUCACCGUCCCCCUCAACGGUCAAGUCGUACCAACCAACAACGUCCUCAGCAUCUCGACCUUGGUCUCGAGCUAUCCGAUUGACAGCAAGUGCACUUUCACUUUCGUAGAUGGCCAUGCUGCGUUGGCGAAGAUUGCUACUGAUAAGUGGGCUGUGGGACCUCCACAGACUAUUAUCAAUGUCAAGUGUGUUGCAUAA
Messenger RNA from Glarea lozoyensis ATCC 20868, 597 nucleotides. RefSeq lists its product as uncharacterized. The transcript is spliced from 2 exons. NCBI's taxonomy places the organism in Eukaryota, Fungi, Ascomycota, Leotiomycetes, Helotiales, Helotiaceae. The coding region runs from base 1 to 597 and encodes 198 amino acids. The record is from RefSeq and is a predicted model, not a curated record.